GCUAUAUAAUGUGGAAAGCAUCAGCAGGCCAUGCUGUGUCCAUCACCCAGGAUGAUGGGGGAGCCGAUGACUGGGAGACUGACCCUGAUUUUGUGAAUGAUGUAAGUGAAAAGGAACAGAGAUGGGGCGCCAAAACCGUGCAAGGGUCUGGGCACCAGGAACACAUCAACAUACACAAGCUAAGAGAGAACGUCUUUCAAGAACAUCAGACUCUCAAGGAGAAGGAACUUGAAACAGGACCAAAAGCCUCCCAUGGCUAUGGAGGGAAAUUCGGCGUGGAACAAGACAGGAUGGAUAAAUCAGCUGUUGGUCACGAGUAUCAGUCGAAGCUUUCUAAGCACUGCUCUCAGGUUGACUCGGUCCGGGGUUUUGGAGGCAAGUUUGGUGUGCAGAUGGACAGAGUUGACCAGUCUGCGGUAGGUUUUGAGUACCAGGGGAAGACAGAGAAGCACGCCUCCCAGAAAGACUACUCCAGUGGCUUUGGUGGCAAGUACGGUGUGCAAGCCGACCGGGUAGACAAGAGUGCUGUGGGCUUCGACUACCAGGGGAAGACAGAGAAGCACGAGUCACAGAAAGAUUACUCCAAAGGCUUUGGUGGCAAAUACGGUAUUGACAAGGACAAAGUGGAUAAGAGCGCUGUCGGCUUUGAGUAUCAAGGCAAAACAGAGAAACAUGAGUCCCAGAAAGACUAUGUGAAAGGGUUUGGAGGAAAAUUUGGUGUGCAAACAGACAGACAAGACAAAUGUGCCCUUGGCUGGGAUCACCAAGAGAAAUUACAGCUGCAUGAAUCCCAAAAAGAUUAUAAGACUGGUUUCGGAGGCAAAUUUGGUGUUCAGUCGGAGAGGCAGGACUCCUCCGCUGUGGGGUUUGAUUACAAGGAGAGACUGGCCAAGCACGAGUCCCAGCAAGACUACUCCAAAGGAUUUGGUGGGAAGUACGGGGUGCAGAAAGAUCGGAUGGAUAAGAAUGCGUCUACCUUUGAAGAUGUGGCACAGGUAUCCUCUGCCUACCAGAAGACUGUCCCUGUCGAAGCUGCGACCAGUAAAACCAGCAACAUCAGGGCGAACUUUGAAAACCUUGCUAAAGAGAAAGAGCAGGAGGACAGACGGAAGGCAGAAGUGGAAAGAGCACAGCGGAUGGCCAAGGAAAGGCAGGAGCAGGAGGAGGCCCGAAGGAAGCUGGAGGAGCAAGCCAAAGCCAAAACACCUCCUGCAUCCCCCACUCCUCAGCGGGCUGAGGAGAGGCAGCCUUCCAGUCCCAUCUAUGAGGAUGCAGCCUCCUUUAAGGCAGAGCUGAGCCACAGAGGUCCUGCAAGCGGGAGCGAGCCUGAGCCUGUGUACAGUACUGAAGCCACAAGCUACCCAGAGGCCAGCAGCCAGCAGGGCCUGGCCUACGCCCCGGAUGCCGUUUAUGACACCACCGAGGCCUCGGGCCACUACCAAGCAGAGGAGAACACCUAUGAUGAAUAUGAGAAUGACCUGGGCAUCACAGCCAUCGCACUCUACGACUACCAGGCUGCGGGCGAUGAUGAAAUCUCCUUUGACCCCGAUGACAUCAUCAGCAAUAUUGAAAUGAUCGACGACGGCUGGUGGCGCGGCGUGUGCAAGGGCCGGUAUGGGCUCUUCCCGGCCAACUACGUGGAGCUGCGGCAGUAGGCUGCUGGCCUGCCUUCCGGCACCUGUGCGAAUUCACACUACAGAUCUUGCCUUCGCUGGUUUGGGGUUUGGGGUUUGUAUUUUUGUUUUCAUUUUCUUUUCUGAGGGUGGGAAGGGGAAUAUACAUAUUGCUUUUAUAUUUAAUACUUUUGCUGAUGCAUUUGAAAAUGUUUAUGCCACAGAAUUUGCUAAUAUAUUGUAAUCAUGAUCCUUAGGAGGACUUUGGUGAUUGUUUUUGAACAUAAUUUUUUUUUUUUGCCAAAUUGACUGUCCUGUAUAGCCACUUCAGGGGCCUGUGGCUCUCCUGAGGUCUGUAGUGCAUGUUGUCUGUGUGUGUGUCGCGACAGUCAGGUCUCCCAGGACUGACAUCCAUGUCUGCAGCUCUGGGAGUGGCUGCCCACAGAAGAAGCUUUCCGGAGCAUCAGUGUUUUGAAGCGGAGGGAAGGGGCCCAGCCAAGUGUCAGGCAGGUGGGAACCGCUGGAAGGGGCACUGGCUUCCUCAUCAGGCGGGAGACCCCACAUUUCAUCCCAUGGGAUCCCAGGUUGUCUGAGGCUUUCUCCUGAGCCGCUGUCCUGUCUUGUCCUUGUCUCUAUGCCUCUCCUGACCCCUGAAUCCUGCCCUGGUAUGAGGUGUCACCAAGUCCUUCCACUGUUCCCUCACCCCUGUCUCAGACUCUGGCCCGCAGAGAAGGACCUUGGGCUUAGAGGUGAGCUUGAAGCUAGAGUUAGCUGCCACACAGGGCUGCUUCCUGGUCAUUCAGACUCUGGGCUCUUGCAGUGGGGUGUGGUGUGUGCUUGGCUCGAUGGCUCUCAGCUGUGGGAGGUCGGUGCCCUCUUGGUGUGAACUGCUAGAAGCACGCCCUCAUCAGGGGUUGUGUGCUUUGCCAAGAUCUCAUGUUCAGUUAGUAAAAUUUGAGUUGGCUAAACUCUGAUUGGGAAUAAGCAAGUGCUUCUUCCCAGUGUACCACGGUGGUGUCUCUGAACCACUACGCCCAUAUUGCCCACCACUUGGAGGGGAAAUAAGUUCGUGUACCUGCCGAGACACUAGGCCCAGUCCUGUUUGUGUACAUGAUCAGUGGGACAGGUGUCUUUCCAGCAGAUUCAUAGAAAUGUUUCAGUUGUUGGGGACACUAGUAGUCAUGAUGCACGUGCUUUCCCUCUGAGUGAUUUCUGCAGAGUCCUUGCUUUUCCACUGUUAGGUUGGGUUUUAUAUACAACUUAUUGUAUCUGGAUUUCUGUAGCACACCUCAUAGGUAUGAUUUUUUAAAAAUUAAAUACUCAGAAUAAACUUUUUUUUGGAUCCAUUUGCUGCAUGAUUUACUUUGAUACUUGGUCACUUUGUUCUGGAGUUGAAGGUGGUUUUGUUGGUGUCAGUGUCUUAUAUUCCUGGAUGGGCCCAUUCUGGAGCUCCUUCCAGCCAGUGCCCCACACCCGUCUGCAGUUCAGGUCAACCACAGUCAACCAGAGUUUCAAGGGACUUGCUACUUUAGAGGCACUUUUUAUCACCUGAAAUAUAUUCUCAAAUCUCCAAUUAUUUGAACAGAGUUUCCAACCAGACUAGAAAAUGCCAUAUUUAAUAAUCACUUUUGAGCUACAACUCUCAAAAUGAAUACUUCAGUGGCUGCAGUGAAGUCAGAGGUGUUUUGUUCCUUUAGGGCACAACAUAUCAGGGUCUGAAGGAACCGGUGGCCCUGGCUCCUGGACCUGCCCUAGGCUGUGGCCAACCUACUUUAGUAAGGAAAUAGCCAGUGGAUGAGAGACCAGGAGCCUUUUUGGAUACCCCCAGGGCAAUGGUGAGGAGGCUUUGUGCCCCACCGUGGUUUCAAGUGCCAGCGCAGGAUGGCUUUUCUCUGAGAGUAGCAUCCUGCAGCCAUAGUCUUGGUACGGAUAGGCCCAGAACUGUGCACUCUGGGCAGUACCCUUCCUGUCUUGCUAGGUCCCUUGAGUAUUCCUGCCUGCAGGGGCUGGGAGCAGGGCUUGGGAACCUCGUUCCACUCACACCCCCUGCCUGUGGGAACCUCCUGUGGAGCCUCAGGCUGGGCUUGUAGGCCUCUCCAGCCUCUGAGCUGGGCAGCAGCGCCUCCAGCAUCCCACCUUACCUCCAGCAGUUUGAUAAAGAGACCUUUGUCAGUGCUGCUCGUGGGAUACAACUCCAAGAGCCCUGCUUUUCCUCCCACAACAGUCCAGGCACAUCAAAGGGUACCCAGUGGGGAGGCCUGCCUCAUGUUUGAUUAUGCUGUGGGGGUGGGAGAAGGAAUCUGUCUACCAAUGAAGCUCUGCCAUGUGUGGAGGCAGUGCCCUCACAGUGAGGGGCUGGGCAGGUCUGGGCCAAGUGUGACAGGGUUGGGGACAUGCAAGAAGGGUUUCCAUUGGCCCACUGUUUGCUCACUGGCUCUGUGACCAUAAGUGUGGCAGGGGCUCACCCGGACCAGGCCACAUUGUGGACAGGUCUGUUUCUGUUUUGCUGGUGACCAUUUGUGACCAUGAAGCCCAUGAAGCUGUAGCUCUGUCUCACAUCUUCCAUCUUAAGCUCAGAUUCAUCCCAAGACCCCCUCUGGUCUGAGAAACAACUCAGGGCCUGGGUUGCUGGGCAGCUUUGUGCUCUCAGCCACUGGAAGAUGGAGGAGGUCAGGAAGUGGGUGGGUUUUCCUCCAUUGAUGCCCAGCCAUGAAGAUGAUCCUGUGGUGUGUAAGGAACAAAUGUCUCUAGGAAGCACUGCAGUUCCUGCUGGCCAUUUUGGGGCACUCUGGUGUGCACACAGACCAGGGAGAGCUGGGUCCAGGUGAGACCUCUUGCUUUGCCUCUGGGAGAUUGGCUUGCUGGUGAUUGUUCAACUCGGGAUGUCCAGAAAGGGACAGUGCAGUCAGUAAGUUACCGGAGCAUGUCCUGGAUGUUGGGCCCUGCAGGUAGAAUGAUGUGGGACAGGAUUCUGGUGAGGAAGAGCUGGUUCCACCUUAGUGUUUACCUCCAGCUACAGAUUGAACAGCCAAGAAGAGGGGAACAUUGGUUCCAUGAGGCUUCCCCGCAGAGCUGUGCCCUCUGCUCUUUUCCCCUCCAGAUGCUGGUGGUGUUGGUAGGUGCUUUGCCACCUGCACUGGCUUGGAGCUAGCUUUGGUGGCACACUCUUGAGGCAGAGGCAGGAGGAUCGCUGCAAGUUUGAGGCCAUCCUGGACGCAUAGAGAGACCCUGUCUCAAAAGAACCAAAACAAAAGUUACCCACUUCUUUCUAGUCAGGUGCUUGCUAGAGUCAUUUUACUUGCUCGAGUAUGGAAUUUGCCACGAGACAUCUUCCCAGCUAGAUGUACCAGGUACAGUGUCACAUACCUGUGGUCCCAGCACUCAGGAAGCUGAUGUGCCAGGCUUGCCUGAACCUAGGCAGGUCAGCAUGGGCAACAUAGCGAGCCCCAGCUCAAAGUAACAACUGAGUGGAAGUGGACCGUGUAUUAAAAUAUGAUGCAAUGAUAACCUUUAGUAAUUUGUACUUUUCUUUUUUUGCUUCUUUUUUUGGUACAGGGGAUCAAACUCUGGACCUCGAGUUUCCGAGGCACAUGGUGGCACCACUGAGCUAAAUCCCCCGCCCUAUUCUUUUCUGGAGACAUUAGGAUGCCCUUGGGUUCUCGCCUCCAUCCAGUGUUUUGAAUUCUGUUUUUUCUUGUUUUCCCAUUGGUUAUUUCUUCUGAUGUGUUUGCUCUGUCAUGGAGAAAGAAACUGCUUUUGAUUAUGAUUGCAAAAGUGACAAGAGUAAGGAACAUAGUCAGAUACAGUAAAAACAGGCUGAGAAGUGAGAUUGUUUUUCCUGCAGCCAUUAUCAUUGUUGUAAUAGUGCUCAUUCAAUUAAUGUUUAAAAAUCACAUGAGACAGCUCAGUUGUCUUUUGAGCACUGUAAGAUUUCCUACAAAGAGGAGUCAUCUCUAGAUUUAAUGUUGUUUCAUGUUGUUAAUAUUUUCUCUGUUAAUUAAACCUCCUGCUACUAAACAAGGAAGUACCACCUCCCAGGUGCUCUGUGAAUGAGACUCAUGCAGGCUCCAGUAGGCUCCAGUAGGUUCCUUCUGCUGGGCAGAAUAAUGGCUCCCCAAAGAUGCCCACGUCCUAAUGGCCGUCCUAUGAGUAUGUCCUGUCUGGCACAGGAGAGUUAGGC
This is a messenger RNA of Fukomys damarensis (Damara mole-rat), 5793 nucleotides long. RefSeq names its product cortactin (gene Cttn). The transcript is spliced from 17 exons. The coding region runs from base 9 to 1655 and encodes 548 amino acids. The record is from RefSeq and is a predicted model, not a curated record. Gene Ontology annotation, molecular function: actin filament binding. NCBI's taxonomy places the organism in Eukaryota, Metazoa, Chordata, Mammalia, Rodentia, Bathyergidae. Gene Ontology annotation, biological process: regulation of actin filament polymerization. Gene Ontology annotation, cellular component: plasma membrane; site of polarized growth; lamellipodium.